Messenger RNA from Vespa velutina, 3651 nucleotides. RefSeq names its product protein kinase C-binding protein 1-like. The record is from RefSeq and is a predicted model, not a curated record. The transcript is spliced from 8 exons. Lineage: Eukaryota; Metazoa; Arthropoda; Insecta; Hymenoptera; Vespidae. The coding region runs from base 1 to 2406 and encodes 801 amino acids.
AUGCCGCAGUGCGCCGUAGCUACGUGCCGCAACAGUCAUCGGCGGACCCGUGGUCGUCGAAUCCGUUACCAUCGAUUCCCUCAGAUACCGGAAGUGCGUUCGCGAUGGGUGCGCGCGUGCGGUCGCGUGCCGCUCGUGAACGGCGAGAUACCGUUCAACAUACAGACAGCUCGCAUAUGCUCCCUCCACUUUACAAACGAGUCCUACGAGAAGGACAUGGAGCACCUUGUGCUUGGUCUUCCGGUGCGCAGUAGGCUGCGCCGUGGCGCCGUACCGACGAUCGGCGUGCCGGUGAACGUGCAGCCGGUCACCAAGAUGCUGGUCGAGGACGCAAAGCGCUCUCUCCUCAAGGUCGCGCACGCGAAAAUGUUAACGGGACAACAGAAGGUAGCGGCUAGCGGCGUUGGCGAUAACGGGGACGCUGACGCGACCGAUGGUAAUAAGCAACAACAUCAGAGGCAGCAGCACCACGACCCAACAGAUAAGAGACAGCAUCAUCAGCAACACCACAACCACCACCAGCAGCACCACCGUGCUACCAACAAGAACGGCACCAAUCAUCGAGCGAGCCAAGAACAGAAGAUGGCGGGCAUUGAUGUGCUCUUAGCGCUCGGUCUGAAACCCGCACCACGUUUGAACAAGAUGCACGCGAUGGAAGGUUCCGGUGGAAACGGGAAGAAGGUGGAUGCUGCGGAGAAGACGAGAGAGGAGGAUUCGUCUAGAACGUCACCAAAAGUCCCUCAAAAUCAACAAAAUGGUGCAGCACUUCCGGAAGAAACCGCAGCAGCAUCAACGACGACCGCGGAUCGUCUUCGAUCGUCGUCGAUAAAGAAGGAACCUUUAUGCGACACGGAUUUAGAAACGGCGGGAAAAUCUUUAUCCUCGUCCGAUGGUUCGCAACAAAAGGAACGCGCGCCUAUGCGUUCUUUAAAACCCGAGAUAGCUGAAAGUGGCAGAAAACGUAAAUCAACGGACGGACAAUUAUCCUCUAAUGGGAAUUCCGCACCGAAAAAAUUCUGCCUUGAGCAACGAGAACAAUAUAUAUCGUUUGUCGUUGGCUGUGAAAAACUUAACGCCGAUGAACUCGCCGUAAGAGCUGAUCAAUUACGCGCCGAAGUUCAGGCCCUUGACGAGCUAGCCCGUGCCAAAGAAAUGGAAUGGAAUGAAAUCUUGAGUAUGAGAAAGCUCAAAGAAGAGGCGUACCUGAGAGUCGAAAGGAGGAGACAGGUUUUAGGAUUUAUGGAAGGCAAUAGACAGAUGGGAGAAACCUUACCACCAGCGAGUUUGUCUCUGGGACCUGAAUGGGAAAGUAGCGACAGCACGACGCCCGUGCCUAAAGAAAAAUGUUCUUUCGAUUCGAAAGAAGACGUUCCCGAAGAAACUUCUCAAGAUUUACCAGCUUAUAAAAAAGAAAAGAGUUCAAAGGCAUCAUCACAUAGACAAGUGACACCACCUAAGCAAACUGGUGAGAACGGUCGAAAACAAACAGAGGCAAUGAGUCCUGAAAAUAGACAAAUUGGAGAAGGUCGUCAAGGUACGAUCGUUGAUGUUAGAUCUAUCAUCGCUGACUACAGGCUUAGACAUCCAGAAAUGGUACCACGACGGGGUCGGAGAAUGAGGAAUUCAGUAAACGUCGGUUUGGGCGCGGGUGGAGCUAUGGUCGAAACAGGGCACAACGUAGACUCGCGACCAUCCAGUACGGAUUCUUGUAAAAGCAAUCCGAAUGCCACUGACCCUAACAAUUCCAUGAGCUUCAAAGACGUACUCGUUCAAUUCGCAAAGUUGAGCCAACAACAAGGGGAACCAGUGAAAACGCCCCAGAAUUAUCCAGAUGUAACUUUGCAUCCUGUAGCGCCAUCAGCGACCCCACAAACUACGCAAACUCAAUCGACUGGUUCAUUACUUCAUGGAAUUCUCACUAAAUCGCAAUCUCCUAGACCAACCACCUUUUCACCCACUUUAGCCAGGUUACUCACAGCUCCUGAAAGGGAAAGGAGCACUCCUACCGUCACAUCUAUACCACAGCAAAGUACUGCAACUCAACACCUUUUACAAGCGUAUCAAGGCUCUAAUCCGGUUUCUAUUAGCGAUCUCCUAUCUUCUUCCAAGGCAAGAACAGAAAUAACCAUUACGCCAGUUGUCAAUACGGCGGUGCAAUCUCAUUCUAAUAAUUUAAUUCACGUGGAGGAUGUGGAAGAAGAGGCUGCAGUUAUAGAGGAUAGAGAAACUCGAAUUUCCUCGGGUGGAAGGGAUACCAGAGACGACAGAGAUAGUCCACCACGUUGUCAAGGUUGCCAUGAACGUGCUGCACAAUUCGUGUGCGCUGGCUGUGGUAAUCAGUGGUAUUGCAGUCGCGAAUGUCAAGUCGCGGCAUGGGACGAACACUCCGAAGUGUGUUCUGGCUAAAACUGAAGUAUUAAAAUAUUUCACUCGAGUAUUUAAAUACUUCUUAAAUAGAGACAGGUGAUGAAACGACCUGCACAACUAAGAAUGAAUCUAGUCAAGAAACGAAUGUCACGAGCUUGAUUCUUAACGAGCAAGAUAUGAAAAAAGUGUUAUAAGAACAUUGUAUAUUUUUAAGAGUGUUUAAGUAUGUUUAAUCUGUAAAAAUUGAACUAUAACUUUAAUUUCAAGAUGGAAUGAUUGCCAAAAUUUCCUGUGUCACGCUACAAGUUAUGAAUGUAGCAUAGAGAAAAGUCUUAAACGUGUUUAGAAGUAAAAAAAAAAAACAAAAAAAAAAAAAAAGAUCGAAAUGUAAAGGUCAUUGCUUUACUGUAACCGUUGCAUUGCCUUUAUUUGAUAUUGGGAUUACGAAAGUCGCGAUUUUUUAAGUAAAUAUAAAACACUACUGCUCGAUCGAAACCUCAAGCAUUUAACAAUGUAUCACUAAAAAAACUUACUCGCAUUCAACGGAACGAUCUAUCUGUAAUGUUACGUAUCCGCUUAAAGUACUUUUUAUGAAAUCGAUUCUCCUUAAUAACCGUUAAAAUAUAUUUCAUUGGUACGGACGAUUAAUUCUUUGGUCCAUUCGAACUUGUAGUUUUUUUUUUAAUUUAUACCAACUUACUGUUUACGCUAGUCCAAAGUUUUCAACAGUUUCAAGAAAUCCUAAUGAGAAACAGAAAAAUAUAUUUGUUUAUAAACGGAUUUAAGAGAGAGCACAAAAAUGUAGCUUAUGAUACUGUAUAUAAUUUUAUACAAGUUACCAAGAGAUCGUUCAAGCUCGAACUUUAAAAAUCAAUUAAUCGUGUGCCAUGUGUCAAAUUCGUUUAACGUGGGCGGCUUUACAUGUUGGUACAAUUCAAUGUAUGGAUUAUAAUCGGAAAUGUUUUUAUAAUCUUAUUGCUUUACACUUUUCUUUCUCUUUUUUUUUUUCUUUUUUCUCUCUUUUUUUUUUUUAAAUCCUACAGAUUUACAUUGUAAGAAGACAAUUGCAUUUUAAACUUGAUUGAAUGCAUAGAAACAAAUUUUUUUCUCGAUCGUAUCUUUUAUUCGUUCUAAAAUAUUACAUAUGCGCGUAUCACAGACAUUGUAUUUUAUACCAGAUUUGUUACCAUAUAAAAUUUAGAUUUAAUAGAUCUUUAGCUUUAGUAUAGAUUUAAGCCGUUGUUUUGUAACUACGUCGAAAACGUAUUGAAAUGUUUUAAGUUG